GUGGACAGUAGUUCGGGUCUAUGGGUGUCGAGCUGAUGUCUCCGCCUGUGAGGAACCUGAAGUGCUUUUCGCCGGUGAUGUGUCAGUGUAAGGUCGUCUGUAGUAGCCGGACCCUGUCCAUGAUGUUCGGCUGCAAGAAAUACAGGUACCAGGAUGAAGAGACCCCCCCCUUGGAGCACAGCCCCGCCCACCUGGCCCAGGGGAAGAGCGGCGAGCUGCUGCACAUGAGCGACAAGAACCUGGCGGCCAUGGAUAAUGUACACGGAUACAUCCCCCACGCUCACCUAUCCCCCAUCAAGCCAGUGUUGAUGUCGGCCGGGCACACCCCCCUCUACACUUCUGCCACCUCCACCCUGGCCAAUUCCCCUCCAGUGGUCGUCAACACGGAGACGCUCGAUGGCUCCCCCUACGUAAACGGGACUGACGGGGAAGUGGAGUAUGAGGAGAUCACACUGGAGAGGGGAAACUCGGGCCUGGGCUUCAGCAUUGCCGGGGGGACGGAUAACCCUCAUGUUGGGGACGAUCCCAGCAUCUUCAUCACCAAAAUCAUCCCGGGGGGGGCAGCCGCUCAGGACGGCAGACUCAGUGUCAACGACAGCAUCCUGUUCGUGAACGAUGCCGACGUGCGGGAGGUGACACACAGCCAGGCUGUGGAGGCCCUGAAGGAGGCGGGCGCCAUCGUCCGGCUCUACGUGAUGCGGAGGAAACCGUGCUCCGAGAAAGUCACCGAGAUCAAGCUCAUCAAGGGGCCGAAAGGCCUGGGGUUCAGCAUAGCGGGUGGCGUGGGCAACCAGCACAUCCCCGGCGACAACAGCAUCUACGUCACCAAGAUCAUCGAGGGCGGGGCAGCGCACAAGGACGGCCGGCUGCAGAUCGGGGACAAGAUCCUGGCCGUGAACAACGUGUGCCUGGAGGACGUGAUGCACGAGGACGCGGUGGGGGCGCUGAAGAACACGGCGGAGGUGGUGUACCUGCGGAUAGCCAAGCCCAGCUCGCUGUACCUCACCAACUCCUACAACCCCCCUGACAUAACCAGCUCGUACUCCCCACACCUGGACAAUGAGGUGGGCCACUCCAGCUACCUGGGCUCGGAGUACCCGCAAGCCCUGACCCCCACAUCCCCGAGCAGGUACUCGCCUGUCAUGAAAAGCAUGCUGGGAGAAGACGAGAUCCCCAGGGAUCCCCGCAGGGUGCUGAUCCACCGCGGCUCCACCGGCCUGGGCUUCAACAUCGUGGGCGGCGAGGAUGGCGAGGGCAUCUUCAUCUCCUUCAUCCUGGCUGGGGGGCCGGCCGACCUGAGCGGGGAGCUGCGCAAGGGGGACCAGAUCCUGAGUGUAAAUGGUGUGGACCUGCGCACGGCCACACACGAGCAGGCGGCAGCGGCGCUGAAGAACGCCGGACAGACCGUCACCAUCAUCGCACAGUACAGACCGGAGGAGUACAGCCGCUUCGAGGCAAAGAUCCAUGACCUGAGAGAACAGCUACUGAACAGUGGGAUGGGCUCAGGAACCACCACGCUGAGGAGCAACACCAAGAGGGGCUUCUACAUCAGAGCCUUGUUUGACUAUGACAAGACGGCCGACUGCGGCUUCCUCAGCCAGGCGGUAGGCUUCCACUUCGGCGAGAUCCUGCACGUGCUCGACUGCGGGGACGAGGAGUGGUGGCAGGCGCGGCGCGUCAGCGCCCAGGGGGAGGCUGACGAAGUUGGCUUCAUACCCAGCAAGAGGAGGGUAGAACGGAAAGAGUGGUCUCGGCUGAAGACAAAAGAAAGGGACCGCAGCCGAGACAGUAUAGGAUCCUCUAUAGGGAGAGAGGACACGGUGAAAAGCUAUGAGACUGUCACGCAGGUAGAAGUUCAUUAUGCACGGCCAAUCAUCAUCCUGGGCCCCACGAAGGACAGGGUGAACGACGACCUGCUAUCUGAGUUCCCCGACAAGUUUGGCUCCUGUGUCCCCCACACUACACGGCCCAAGCGGGAGUACGAGGUGGACGGGCGGGAUUACCACUUUGUGUCGUCGCGGGAGCAGAUGGAGAAGGACAUCCAGGGUCACCGCUUCAUCGAGGCGGGCCAGUACAACAGCCACCUGUACGGCACCAGCGUGCAGAGCGUGCGGGAGGUGGCCGAGCAGCAGGGGAAGCACUGCAUCUUGGACGUGUCGGCCAACGCUGUGAGGAGGCUGCAGGCCGCCCAGCUGCAUCCCAUCGCCGUCUUCAUCCGGCCCAAGUCGCUAGAGAACGUCCUAGAGAUCAACCCUCGCCUGACUGAGGAGCAAGCUCGUAAAGCCUUUGACCGUGCCAUCAAGCUGGAGCAAGACUUUAUUGAAUGCUUUUCAGCCAUCGUGGAGGGAGACAGCUUCGAGGAGGUCUACCACAAGGUCAAGACUGUAAUCGAGGAGCAGUCUGGUCCCUAUAUCUGGGUUCCAGCUCGGGAGAGACUCUGAGACUCCGGCGCUUUGCCCCCUUCAACCUAAACCGACGUCUGCACCCGUGACUCACCCAUCUGUCCAUCCCCACCCACGCUCCGAGAGAGAGAGAGACGGAGAGAGAGAGUGAGAUGGAGGUGCAGACAGACAGAUACAGAGACAGACUGACAGAGACUGUCCAGCUGUGCAGUGCUCAGAUCCUGCCCCAAAGAAAAGGGAUACAGACAGAGUAAUGGGUCAUGAUCUUACACCUUUCUGGUGAGAAGGAGACGGAAAAUAAGCAUUUAGGGCCUUGUGGGGACAGACAGCCCUCAUUCUCCUUCACUGUCCCUCCCUCUGUCCCCCCCCCCCCCCAUCUUGUCUGUCCACACCCGGUGGAUCACGCUUUCCCCACCCCCCCGCCCACCCCCUGGCGAUGGGGCAGCCUGACGCUCCAUCAGCACCUUCCCAAACGGUGAUGCGGGAUCCGAUCGUGGACUGUGAAUAAUUAUCAUGGACAUCGUUAGAUCUAAUGAGCAAUGGAUUCAGGAAAAAGGAGGAAACAAAAAUAUGGAACU
Molecule: messenger RNA, 2980 nt
Organism: Paramormyrops kingsleyae
Lineage: Eukaryota; Metazoa; Chordata; Actinopteri; Osteoglossiformes; Mormyridae
Product: disks large homolog 4
Biological process (GO): embryo development; AMPA glutamate receptor clustering; postsynaptic neurotransmitter receptor diffusion trapping
Cellular component (GO): neuromuscular junction; postsynaptic density membrane; basolateral plasma membrane
Molecular function (GO): protein kinase binding; ionotropic glutamate receptor binding
Source: RefSeq, a predicted model, not a curated record